This is a messenger RNA of Polychytrium aggregatum, 1582 nucleotides long. RefSeq lists its product as uncharacterized. The coding region runs from base 1 to 1314 and encodes 437 amino acids. The record is from RefSeq and is a predicted model, not a curated record. Lineage: Eukaryota; Fungi; Chytridiomycota; Chytridiomycetes; Polychytriales. The transcript is spliced from 6 exons.
AUGUCACAGAUUGUCAACGAUCGUCACUCUCGGCGGGUGGCGGAUGCUCACACCUGCGGGGCCAGCCCCGUUGUCAAGUGCUCCGGCGGCCCAGAGCGAGACCUCAACUCGUUCUACUGCACCCGGUAUUCUACGACCCACAAUGGGCAGCCUUGGCACCCAGACGAUCCGCUUCCCAACAUGCCGCCGAGAGACGCACAGUCCAAGAAGAUGGCGGCAGGCGGCAUCGGAGGAUACUAUCCGCCCGGCGGGGUGCCAUCACAGAUGCAGAAGCAGCGGACAGGAUAUACCAAGAACCUUGUGCCCUUUGUGCGCUACAACAAGUCUGUCGACGAAGGCCCGCAUCUGCAGUUCCAGGUCGGCAAUCCGUUCGUCAGCACCCACACGACCUUCUUCGCAUCGCCUUCCUCGCCACGAGAUUACAUCGCAGAGGGCGACAACAAUAUCAACAUGGUGAUCGAGUCGGGAUUCACACGGCUGCCCAAGUGGAAGGUCACGGACGACGGAACGAAACCUGUCGAGAAGCGAUCGACCACCAAAAGCCACCACGAGCAUUCAUACUUGCACUUCAAGGAGGCGAGCCACAACAAAUCGAAGAUCAUACCGUCUGCAACGGCCUAUAUCAGCGACGAAGCCAACAUCAAGGAUCUCGGUAACGGAGAGGUCUUUGAUCGAUUCUAUAGACCGCCACGACCUACCGAGCCGUCAUGGAGAGACUUUAACACAACCCACAUGAAGGAAAGCGGAUACUCCCGCUCGACAUUCAAAGAUGCCGUGAAACUCAGACCCGGGGUCGAGAUGGAUCUGAAUCCGGCGCAGUUUCCGGCACACAUUACUGAGCGAAUCAAGAAAAACGACCCGACUCGAUGGGUCCACUUGGUUGACAAACAGGCCCGCACCAAUGUCUCGAGGAUUCUGCACGAUGCCCCGGACCCGAGCAUGGCUUUGGCGAGAGAGCUCCGACAAGGGCCUAUCGAGAUUGGGUCGAAAGAGCCAACCGGCGGAGUGCGCAACAAUCCCAAGUUUAUUUACGAGCCCGAACCGGCGCCGGUGGAGCGGUUUUCGACCGAGUCUGGGAGGAGAUUCGCCGCCCCAAGAGAGUCGUUCGAUCCAAACAAUUUCAAGUGCGACAAGAUUGUCAAAUCGGGCUUUUCGGACGGGAAUCGCUACAAGUACAUCAACCCACACACGAGGGAUGCUCAAGCGUUUGCAAAGCUCCAUCCGACCGAGGCGCAGAGAAAGUGGAUCGCCGAAAACGGGCUCCAUACGAGGGUUCCAACACGCCCAGGCUACCAACUCAAGGUUGAAUCGUAAAUCUCCUGCGCCGCGCAGUCUAGGCAAUCCGGAUACUGAGUGUCCUGGAUAUGAGGAUAAUGAACCAGGCUCGAGCAGAAAUGGCGGGCUCUCUGUGGCUUAUCGCCCUAUUGGUUCAUGGGCAAUGGUUUCGCUGGGAAAGGCUUGUGGCCGAUAGCUUGCACCGAGCAGGUUUCAGUCGAGCCAUUGCAGGUGUAUCGCCCAUAUCGCUUCUUUCCUUAAAAUAAAAGCACACAGAGAGUAUCAUCGGUAUUCGAGUGUGCCCAUC